Molecule: messenger RNA, 1627 nt
Organism: Gavialis gangeticus (Gharial)
Lineage: Eukaryota; Metazoa; Chordata; Crocodylia; Gavialidae
Gene: SKIC8
Product: WD repeat domain 61
Exons: 10
Coding region: 316-1233 (305 amino acids)
Cellular component (GO): Cdc73/Paf1 complex
Molecular function (GO): protein binding
Source: RefSeq, a predicted model, not a curated record
GUGCCCGCGCCGGGCUAGUUCUGGCACGGUCCGCUGCCCACUCCUGACACCUGCCCGAGCGGGGCGGGGGGUGGUGCUGAGGGUCAUAGAAGAGGAGGCGGCAGCGGCGGAGCUGCUUCUGCCCUCAGUGCUGCGGAGCCUGGAGUGGGCGUCGGUGUGUGCGGGUCUCGGGCUGCCGCUCGGAGCCCCGCAGCCGGGACCGCUCUCGCUGCCUGGCGGGGACCAGUGUUGUGGCCGCCCCCUUGACUCUCCUUUCCAAACGCCGCGUGUUUUGCUUCCAGAGCGUUUCUCGUCCUGGUGUACCUGCCUGAAGAAAUGACUACCCAGUACAGCAUUCUCUUCAAGCAAGAGCAAGCUCAUGAUGAUGCCAUCUGGUCAGUUGCAUGGGGAAAGAAUAAGAAAGAUGGUUCUGAAACAGUAAUCUCAGGGUCCUUAGAUGAUUUAGUGAAAGUCUGGAAAUGGAAUGAUGAAAAAUUAGACCUACAGUGGACUUUAGAGGGUCAUCAACUGGGUGUGGUGUCCGUGGAUAUCAGCCACACUGGUUCCAUUGCAGCAUCCAGUUCCCUCGAUGCUCAUAUUCGCCUUUGGGAUUUAGAAACUGGCAAACAAAUCAAGUCAAUAGAUGCUGGUCCUGUUGAUGCCUGGUCCUUGGCUUUUUCACCAGACUCCCAAUAUCUUGCAACAGGAAGUCAUGUGGGAAAAGUAAAUAUUUUUGGUGUUGAGACUGGAAAAAAAGAAUACUCCCUGGACACUAGAGGAAAAUUCAUCCUUAGCAUUGCAUAUAGUCCAGAUGGAAAAUAUUUAGCGAGUGGAGCAAUAGAUGGCAUUAUCAAUAUUUUUGAUAUUGCAACUGGAAAACUUCUGCACACGCUAGAAGGCCAUGCAAUGCCCAUUCGCUCACUGACAUUUUCUCCAGAUUCCCAGCUACUUGUCACAGCUUCAGAUGAUGGAUAUAUCAAAAUUUAUGAUGUGCAGCAUGCAAACUUGGCAGGGACUCUAAGUGGUCAUGGAUCCUGGGUAUUAAAUGUGGCAUUUUGUCCUGAUGAUACCCAUUUCGUUUCCAGUUCAUCUGACAAAAGUGUAAAAGUUUGGGAUGCUGGAACAAGGACCUGUGUUCACACUUUCUUUGACCAUCAGGAUCAGGUCUGGGGCGUGAAAUACAAUGGAAAUGGUUCCAAAAUCGUAUCUGUUGGAGAUGACCAAGAAAUCCAUAUAUAUGACUGUCCAAUUUAAAUACCCUGAAGCAAUCCUGGCUGCCAACUGUAAUCUACAGGUUUUCAGAAAUACUGAUUGCACUUCUCGUGUUGCCACUUAAAUGCUUCUUAUUUUGUUAAUGUGAUAACAACAUUUUAAUAACACUUUUCUGAAUCUUGGACUCUGACAUCAACAGAAAAAUCAACAUACUCAUACCAUUUAUAUGUAUUUUUGUCUUAGGUUUGGCAUGAAAGAAUUUAAAUUUUUAAAUGAAAUAACUAUUGUAGCUACAAAAUACUUUGUCUCAAAUGCAGACACUGGAACAGUAUGUAUUUGGAAAUAUAUACUUGUGUGUAGUAUCUGCUCACUUAAGCUACCUGCAUAUCUUUUUUUUCCUCUGAACUAUAUAAAUAGAUUUGAGUCUGAAAUUGUU